GGUUUAACUUAGCUUAGUGUGGCGUGACAGGGCGGUCCCCUAACCUGAAAUAUUAUUUUUAACCAUAUAUUUUUACAAAACAAUAAUUUUCUCCGUUACAUUUUAAUUAUUCGUAUGAUACAUAACUCUUCUAAGUAUUAAAAAGUUUGAUUCUGAUUAUGAGCAGAAAGUAAUUUACUAUACCAAUGGCUAUGAGAAAAAGGAGCGGCUCUGGUGCCAAACGUCAACACAAAUGCAAACUAGUACCAAUCUAUGAGAGUUUUUUCAAAGGAGAAGAUUUAACAUUAGCUCACCCAAAUUUUUGGAAUGAACUGUUUCUCAUUAAACCUAUGGUACCUCAUAUCGAAAAUGAAAUUCUACAUAUGACAUCGGAACAAUUAAAUGCUAGUAAAGAAAAUCUAAAUGCUUUGGUGUGCCAUUGUGUUGACACAUUAGUUGACGAGCAUCCAUUUAGAAUAGUAUAUGCUCUGCAGACUUUAGCAGCAGUUAUCCAAUCUAUGUACAAGAAAGCCAAUCAAGGAGACUAUGGAUUUAAUUUAAUAGACAUUCUUGUAGGCUUUGAUUCUGCUGAGCAAAGGAUGACAACAUUAAUGCAACAUUGCAAUAAUUUUUUUAACAGAAAAAUUUGGUUUUUAGGCGAAUAUCCAGAUAGUUUAAAAGCUUUGUGCCUGAAAUUAUUGUUAAUAAUAGUUACCGGUAUGGAUAAUAUCAGCCAAAAUACCUUACUGGAGUAUGUGAUGCUAAACAGUGUUUUUGAAUCAUUAAUUCAAUUAUUGAGAGAUACAGCUGCUAGAAAUCGUCAUGGUCAUGACGCAGUUUUGUUAUUAACGCUUCUAGUCAACUACAGAAAAUACGAAAGUGCAAAUCCCUAUAUCGUUAAAUUAUCAAUUUUGGACGACGAGUUAGCUCUUAAUGGAUAUGGACAAGCUAUAUCAAGUUCAUUAACAGAGUUUUGCCGACAAUUUGCUCAACAAAGAGCAGAGAUACAGACGUCUUGGUUGUCUUCACUAACUAGUAUAGUCGGUAGUAUGUUUGUCGGAGAAGAAGAAACAAAAACGCAACAAGUUCGUGCAAAUAAUGCUUUAUUGUUGGCUCUUUACGAGGCGACACAUUUAAAUCGUAAUUUUGUAACUACUUUGGCCUACACGCAAAGUGAUACUAGUGCACCUCCAUCACCGAAUAACACUUUGGGCCCAAACGCAGUGGCCCCUGGUGCUUCCUCGCCAGAUGUGCUAGCUCAGCCGUUCAAUUUACUGGCAACGUUUUUGCAAUAUUGUUCGAUAGUUAUGCAAGUUAUUAGAACAGAGGCCAUAAUGAAUAAUGUAAAGUUAUGUUUUUUAAUAUUAAGCUGUAUCGCGGAAGAUCAGUAUGCAAACAGUUUGAUGCAUGAUGCGAAUUUAGCAUUCAGAGUUCAAUUACACAGAGUGCCCAUGCAUCAUAGAAAAUUGCAGGAUAAGGCAGCACCCGCUCAACCACUUGCAGCUACAUUACUUGAUCUGCUCGUCGAGUUCAUAACAUCGCAUAUGAUGAAGAAAUUUCCUCUCGAAUUAUAUCAUCAAUGUAUUGGCGUUUUACAAAGGCUGUUGUGUUAUCAGAAAAGAUGUCGCGUUAGGCUUGGUUAUCAAUGGCGAGAUCUUUGGACCGCGUUAAUCAAUCUACUGAAAUUUUUAACGACACAUGAAAGCCAUCUUAUCAAGAAAAUGAACAUAUUUCCUUUAGCUAUUCAGGUGGUAAACAUUUUAAAUUUCUUUAUUACAUAUGCUGAUACAUUCCUAUCAUCACCCAACAGUUAUGAUGAAUUAUUUUACGAAAUUAUUCGUAUGAGACUUAUUUUUACUAAUUUAAAUGCUAUGGCACUUAGGUAUUCAACCAGUGAGUCGUACGAGUAUAAAGGAUACGCACUCAAAUUAACGAACUCUCUUGUCAAUGUGAGAGAUAUAGUAAAUCAUUUCCCACCAAAAAUAGCUGCUUGGCUAGCGAAGGAAAGCUUAUCCACACCAACGGAACAACAAAUUUUAGCUGUUAUAAUACAAAAUUAUGACAGUCUUGCUUUAAAACUACAGGAUAAUUUGGAUCAAUACGAGAGAUACUCUGAAAAACCUAAUCAUACUGCGUUCUUUGAGGAAAUGGUAACUGGAGUGAUAGUGGAUACACGAACUUCGAUAGAUCUUAAUACAUUAGAUACGCAAACUAUAUUAGAAGAGCUUUCAAAUAUUUCAUAAUGUAAAAGCGUAUAUAUUGCAAUAUAUUUUCAACAUUUUGGUUAUUGUA
Linepithema humile (Argentine ant) is the source of this 2271-nucleotide messenger RNA. The record is from RefSeq and is a predicted model, not a curated record. NCBI's taxonomy places the organism in Eukaryota, Metazoa, Arthropoda, Insecta, Hymenoptera, Formicidae.